AUGUGUGAAAAGAAGUUCUGCGAUCAGACGGGUGAAAAGAUUGGUGAUAAAAUGACAAACAUCACCCCGGAGACAAGAAUCAUGAUGAUGAGGUCCAGUGAUGGCAGAAAUAGUUACAGAAGACAGAUUUGGGCAGCCCUCGCUGUCUCACUCGGACCGUUCGCGGCAGGUCUCAGCAAAGGUUACAUGUCGCCAGCUAUAGCCUCUAUGCAGGACUCCAGGUCUAACCAAGGAGCAUUCACGGUGAGCGAUCAGCAGGCCAGCUGGAUUGCAAGCUUGAGUUUAUUAGGAGCGUUUAUUGGCGGGAUCCUGGGAGGUAUGGCGAUGCGUCUUGGCCGCAGGAAUGUGCUGAUCGCAACUGCUCUACCUUACACCCUGGCAUGGCUUGCCACAGCUCUGUCCACUGGAGUUCAUAUGAUAUCAGCUGCAUCAUUCUGCGGGGGCAUGCUGAUUUGCUGCAUUAAUAUGACCACACAAGUAUACGUCACAGAAAUAGCAGUCCCCGAAAUCAGAGGUUGUCUCAGCUCAGUCUUGAAGAUCCUGAGCCAAAUAGGCAUCCUCAUUUCUUUCUCCAUCGGCGCCUAUCUUAACUGGUAUCAACUUGCCCUGAUGGUAGCAGCCGCUCCAGUACUACUAUUCUUCGCUCUCUUUUUUAUCCCCGAAACUCCCUCUUCUCUAUUAUUAAGAGGAAAAGAGCAGGAAGCAGAAGAAUCUUUACAGUGGUUACGAGGACCUGAAGCGGAUAUUCGUCAAGAGCUAGCCACCAUAAGAACAAAUAUUUUAGCCAGCAAGAGGUACAAUGGCGGACAUACAAGCAAAUUUAAAGCCUUACUAUCAAAGAGGAUGACAAGGCCUGUUCUGAUUACCUGUGGCUUAAUGUUUUUCCAAAGAUUUACUGGAGCAAACUUAUUUAACUUUUAUGCGGUGAAAUUAUUUAAGAAGACACUACGAACUAUGAACCCUCACGGUGGAGCGAUAGCUACAAGUGUUGCUCAGCUCCUAGCGUCUUGUCUGUCGGGAAUGCUGAUUGACAAUGUUGGAAGACUUCCUUUACUAAUGAUUAGUGGAGUGAUGAUGUCUAUAGCGUUAGCUGGGUUCGGUUCAUACGCUUACUAUGAAGACGUUUUCCGAAAUACAACAGAUAUAAUGCAAUCAGAACCAGGAUCAUACGACUGGAUACCCUUACUCUGUGUGCUGACAUUUACUAUUGCAUUUUCUCUGGGUAUCAGUCCUAUAUCUUCUUUGCUCAUUGGAGAAUUAUUUCCUCUGGAGUAUAGAAGUACAGGCAGCGCUUUAGCUACAAGCUUCAGCCAUCUUUGUGGCUUUGUAAAUGUUAAAACGGCGGCUGAUUUCCAAGAUCACAUAGGCUUAUAUGGUCUUUUUUGGAUGUACGCAGGAAUAUCUGUCUUGUGUCUUCUAUUUGUAGUUCUUUUCGUCCCAGAAACGAAGGGACGAGAGAUAGACGAGAUGGAUCCGAAAUACGUUGAAUCUUUAUGUAUUAAUCGAUAG
Molecule: messenger RNA, 1509 nt
Organism: Arctia plantaginis
Lineage: Eukaryota; Metazoa; Arthropoda; Insecta; Lepidoptera; Erebidae
Source: the annotation of a GenBank genome assembly